CUUUGGUUUAAUUUAGUGAUGAAUAUUAUGAAGUCGUGCGCCGUGUGUAACGAGCAAUUCAAUGACGGAGUUCAGUGCGGGAGCUGCAAAAACCAUUUGGACUUUAAAUGUGCGAGUAUCUCGGAGUCGGGCUGGAGAAGAUUGGGUAUUGAUAGAAGGGCUCAGUGGAAGUGCUCCGCUUGCAGAAUGGGAUCACCGUCAGUGUCCACGCUCUCCCCGGAACCGGCUGCAUCGCUGGAUACUAUUCUCAGAGAGAUUCGUGACAUGAAGCUUCAACUAGCUGGUUUGCCGACUUUGAUUGAGGAUAUACGGCUGAUUAGGGGCGAGAUUACGGACUUAAAGUUAUCGUUUAACCAGGCGAAUAUUAAAAUUGAUGAAUUUAGCGCCAGAGUCGUUGAACUAGAAUCUAAGGCGUCGAACUUCAUGAAGCUCGAAGAAAAAGUCAUUGCACUGCAGUCUGAUCUAACAAGCAUGAAGCUUGAACUUGCCUCCUAUGAACAACGAUCCCGACUAAAUAAUGUGGAGAUCAAGGGAGUCCCCGUGAAGAAACAGGAAAAUCUGUUCACCAUAGUUGAUGCCAUUGGUCGCAAGAUCAAUUAUAACUGUCAAAAACCCAAAUAAAUUAUAUAUCAUGGGUUCCUAUGUACAAGUCCAAUAAAAAUUAAUCAUCGUAAGUUUCUUGAACAGAUAUGUUAAGGAAGAUUUUAUUGCUGCUGCGCGUGCGGAAAAAGAGCUUUCUACAAAUGACAUAGGUUUGAACGACCCUCAACGACCAUCUGAGUGCUGAAUCCAAAAAGUUCUUGCCAAAGAUAAGCACUAUGAAUUUGUUUGGGUGAAACAUGGAAAAAUUCACAUUCGCAAA
Molecule: messenger RNA, 862 nt
Organism: Trichoplusia ni (cabbage looper)
Lineage: Eukaryota; Metazoa; Arthropoda; Insecta; Lepidoptera; Noctuidae
Exons: 1
Coding region: 19-621 (200 amino acids)
Source: RefSeq, a predicted model, not a curated record